AUGACUCGGAUUAACAUAACAUUUAAGAGACCUGUUAAUCGAGAAUACGAAACUGUCAUGGCAGCCUCCAUGAACUCAGUUUCACUGAAAAGUCGCAGUAUUUUAACGAUUUAUCGCCAGCUCAAGAUUUGUAGACGAUGUCUGUCAUCUACUUCAAUACGGAAUAAAGGACUGGUAAUUGGGGUCUACAAAGAUGACAAGAAAGACGAUAUCACCUUCACUCCGGGAGCUCAAUAUUUUGAUAACCAAACUGGUGGAAAAAUUAAACAGGCUCUGAAAGUAUGUGGUAAGAAAUUAAAGACUGGUAAAAAUCGUGUGUUAUAUGAUAUUAAUGAUGAGUAUACUUCAGUAGCUGUUGUAAAUCUCGGUAAACAUGGUGUGAAAUUUAACAAACAUGAAGAGUUGGAGGAGGGAAAGGAGAAUAUACGAGCUGCAGUGGCAGGUGGUGUAUCUGUAUUGAGAGAUGUAGGAGAGGAACAAGUUCAGGUUGAUCCUUGUGGAGAUGCCAGAGCGGCGGCAGAAGGAAGUGUAUUAAAACUCUUCAGCUAUGAUGAUUUAAAGGGGAAAGAUAAUAAAAAAGAUAAAAUGAAAGUAGAUCUAUAUUCUGUAGAGGAGAAUAGUGAUAAUCAGGAGAGCUGGAAGAAAGGAGUUAUAUUAGGAAACAGUCAGAACUUCGCACGGUUAUUGAUGGAGACACCAGCUAAUAAAAUGACACCCAGUAUAUUUGCCAAUACUGUUCAAAAUAGACUGGGAACUGAGAGUGGAGUUUCUGUCCAAAUAAGAGAUAAAUAUUGGGCUGAAUCUAAGAAAAUGGAUGCGUUUUUAUCAGUCAGUCAAGGAUCAGACCAACCCCCUGUUUUUCUAGAGAUAGACUAUAAUGGAGGCAAGGAGGGGACAACACCUGUAGCCUUAGUUGGUAAAGGGGUUACAUUUGAUAGUGGGGGAAUAUCUAUCAAGCCUUCUCAAGAUAUGGAUAAAAUGAGAGGAGAUAUGGGUGGGGCAGCAUGUGUAGCAGGAACUCUGCUAGCUGCUGCCAAACUUAAAUUACCCAUUAAUAUCAAAGCGUUUAUACCACUAUGUGAGAAUCUAAUCAAUGGAAGAGCAACGAAACCUGGUGAUGUAGUUACUGCUAUGAAUGGAAAAACUAUACAGAUUGAUAAUACUGAUGCUGAAGGCAGGCUGAUAUUAGCUGAUGCCCUGACAUAUGCUGAUAGUUUUAAUCCUAGUUUAAUAUUAGAUAUGGCUACUUUAACUGGUGCUGUAGAUGUAGCUUUAGGUUCAGCCUGUACUGGUGUUUAUACAGACUCUACACAUCAUUGGAACCUCCUACAUCAGGCUGGUGGUAAAACUGGAGAUAGAGUAUGGAGAAUGCCAUUAUUUAAACACUACUCUAGCCAAGUUACAACUAGUGAUUUAGCUGAUGUCAAUAAUAUAGGUAAAUACAGCAGGUCUGGUGGAUCCUGUACGGCUGCAGCUUUCUUAAAGGAGUUUGUAGAAAAUAAGAACUGGUUACAUUUAGAUAUUGCUGGUGUCAUGAUGAAUAAAGAUGAAGUGGCCUAUCUUGGGAAAGGAAUGUCUGGUCGACCAACUAGAACUAUUGUAGAAUUUCUUUCUUUAUUGUCACAAAAUAAAUAAUCAAAAUAGACAUUUUUAUCGACCAGUUUACUACGUCUAUGAUUUUGAGCUUUUCUUAAGAAUGAUCUUAGGCUGGACCUUUUAAUUUUUACUAUUCUGAUGCAAACAGUUCUUUACUUGUGUCAGAAAAGUUGUUUGAAAAGGAAGUGGGCUAAAACCCCACCCUCAAACCCAUAUUUUUAAUCAAAUAUCAUAACAAGCAUUCAUUUGAUAUCUUAAUGAACGCUUCCCUUAGAUACAUAUUUGUAUUUCAUACAGAAUGUCAUCAUUGAACAAAUAGGAUUUUAAGUAUAGAGAUAACAUUUGUUUUGAUAUAAUUGUUCAUGUUGUACUAUUAAAGAUUUUAUAAAAGAUAUGAUAUCAAACCCAAUC
Messenger RNA from Lottia gigantea (owl limpet), 2007 nucleotides. RefSeq lists its product as hypothetical. Gene Ontology annotation, molecular function: metalloaminopeptidase activity; manganese ion binding. Gene Ontology annotation, cellular component: cytoplasm. Bases 1 to 1635 code for a protein of 544 amino acids. The record is from RefSeq and is a predicted model, not a curated record. Gene Ontology annotation, biological process: proteolysis. The transcript has 13 exons. Lineage: Eukaryota; Metazoa; Mollusca; Gastropoda; Lottiidae.